AUGUUCGAACAGUCGAGCCCUCCAGUCCAUCAAAUCUGGGGUUCACCUAUUUUGCCGCUCCAGCAUAUAUCGUCGAACGGCCACUACAUGCCAACAUCGGGCUACGUGCUGUCGAAUCCUCGAAACCCGUCACUGGAGGGGUUUUUACGAGAUGGGACUAUUCUGUCCUGGGCAGAGUUUGAGGAGCUUGCAUACCUCAAGACACAUCCGCAGACGAUAUCACGAUUCAUUCAUGUUCAAGCUUGGACAAUGGAUGUGAAGUUGGAAAACCACAAGUCGAGAGACGAAAGUCGCAAGUCUUGCUUGUACCACGUCGUUCAAACUUCGCAUGGACAGCAGUACAACAAAGUCGAGUUCAUGAACGAAAAGUUCGAAGAUCUUGAGACGGAAGAACUACGAUUGCUAUCCACCAAAACCUACACGGCUAUUCUUGUGUCCGGCAUUGAGAGGCUGUUCAAACCAUUGGAAGGGAUGUACUUCAUGUUGGUUGAGAUAAAAACAGACCACGCGGAGAGGGUAGGGAUUCUGAAACUUGAGAAGGACUUCCAGUGGUGGGCCUUGAAAAAUAGGCAAUGGUUGAAUCCCGGCAUAGCAUCGAAAAAGGAGAUUGAUGUUGAUGGAUUGAAACUCCAGUGGAAGGAAACUAGGCUCGGAUAA
Molecule: messenger RNA, 657 nt
Organism: Lasiodiplodia theobromae
Lineage: Eukaryota; Fungi; Ascomycota; Dothideomycetes; Botryosphaeriales; Botryosphaeriaceae
Exons: 2
Coding region: 1-657 (218 amino acids)
Source: RefSeq, a predicted model, not a curated record